Lodderomyces oxycetoniae is the source of this 2220-nucleotide messenger RNA. It is a transcript of the gene RRN3, whose product is annotated as rDNA-binding RNA polymerase I transcriptional factor. The record is from RefSeq and is a predicted model, not a curated record. Gene Ontology annotation, molecular function: RNA polymerase I general transcription initiation factor activity; RNA polymerase I core binding. Gene Ontology annotation, cellular component: nucleus. Gene Ontology annotation, biological process: transcription initiation at RNA polymerase I promoter. Bases 1 to 2220 code for a protein of 739 amino acids. The transcript has 2 exons. Lineage: Eukaryota; Fungi; Ascomycota; Pichiomycetes; Serinales; Debaryomycetaceae.
AUGUCACUACACGAUCCUAUUAGUAGAAAGAGAGACGUUGAAGUGGAUACCACUCCAAUAGACGAGAUACGGAUAAAAAGGCCAAAAAGUGAAAAAUUACCAUCGAGGAUUAUAGCAACAACAACAACAACAACAGCAACAGCAACAGCAGCAACAACUAUUGGGAGAGGACCAGAUGAAGAGCUCUCCGACAAAGCAUAUUACCAAUACGUCAAAUCUGCAUUUUCCUGUUUGGAGAAGGGUGAUUCGUUGCAAAUAGACACUUUGACCGACAAGAUAAUCCUACCUAUAACAAGUCCAGAUAGUAUAUCCCUUCCUCAUUUUCGUAUAGUGUUAAAAGCACUUAUACAUAAUACAUCAAAAUUAGAUAACCGAGCAUGCAACAGUUUGAUCUUGGCCAUUCUUCGAUAUAAGUGGUUGGCUUUGAAAAACGUUGAGAGAGAAGAAUACGCCAACUUUGUUGACUUGUAUUCGCAUUUCCUCACCGUGUUGAUAAGUACUUUGCCCAAAUUUUUGAGUGAGGUUUUGAACAAAAUAGUACAAGAAUUUGCCGAAUUUGAUCCAAAUCAAGAUUCAAUGUUUGGUCAUCACGUUGUGUUACGCAAGAUCCUUAAGUUUAUUCCAACAAGUAUCAAUUCCAUUCCUCAGAUUUUGCAAAGUAAUUUCCCCCAUCAUCUUUCAUCUUCAACCUCGGAAGUGGUUUGUUACGUGCAGAACUUGAUGAAAGUAGUUACAUAUAGCCCCGAGUUACAAUUCAGUGUGUGGCAGCUAAUUAUUGAGUGUUGUAUUAAGCUAGAUGUGGAGUUACAAAAUGAGUUGGACGAUUUAGAUAAUGACGAAAUAGAGCAAUUGAUUUCGAGCAGGGAUGAUGAUGCUGAGUUGCUUGAUGAUUUCCAAGAAGAGGAGGAAAAAGAAGAAGAAGAAGAAGAAGAAGAGGAAGAAGAAGAGGAAGAAGAAGAAGAAGAAGAAGAAGAACAAGAAGCGAAAAAGAAUAAAGGCAAUGGUGAAGGUGGAGAAGAGAUGGCUAAAAAGGUAGAUGAUAACGAUUCUUUGGACGAGAAUAGUGAGGGCGAGAUAGAAUGGGUAGAUCCAACUAACUCUACGCAAAACAUCAAGAUUUUAUCGUCGAAGCUAGACAAUAUAGUUCAUUUAUUAUUAACCAGUACUUCCGAAUCCUUCACAGAAAAAGAAAUCAAUGAAGGUAAGGGGGUCACUCUUUUCAACACUAUAAAUUCUUUGUUCAAAAGUCACAUUUUGCCUACGCAUUUUACCAAACUGAUUCAGUUUCUAUUAUUUCACAUUACACAGUACCAACAGGAAUUAGCUGAUUCCUUUUUGGUUCUUCUCAUUGAUGUGGCGUUUAAUCCAAACGAAAUUGUAGAAAAGAGGUUGAAAGCAAUGCAGUAUCUUUCAUCAUACAUUGCUAGAGCAAGGAAGUUGUCUCGUCAUCAGAUUGUAUUCAUCGUCAGUUACUUGAUGGGUUGGUUGAAUAAGUAUAUAAUCGAGAGGGAAAAAGAAACCUUGGAUAUGGAAUCUAAUGAUGUCAGCAGGUCAAACCAACAGCAACAACCUCGAGCUACUGGCGGGAUGGAGAGGUUUAAAUUAUUUUACUCCGCAUUUCAAGCACUAUUGUACAUUUUUUGUUUUAGGCAUGAAAUACUUCGCAAACAGGAAUCUAGUUCAAACGCCGUUUCUGACUCAGAAUGGGAAUGCGAUCUAGACAAAUUCUUCCAACGAGUGAUUAUUGCCAAAUUCAAUCCAUUGAAAUUUUGCGAUGAAACAGUAGUUUACAUUUUUGCGAAAUUGGCGACGAAAUUGAAUGUGUGCUACUGUUAUUCAAUAAUUGAACAUAACAAAAGAGAAAGAUUUUUACAAACUGAUGCAUCCGUGACUUUACCCUCUGCUGUGGGGAACUUUAAACAAAAACAAGAGUUCUUGGACCUAGAAGCGUAUUUUCCCUUUGACCCGCUUGUUCUACCAAUGAGCAAUAAAAUUGUUAGCAAGAAUUUUGUUGAAUGGUCAGAGGUUAAUCCUGAAGAAGAGGAUGAUGAGGAUAGUGGUUCUGGAAGUCAUAUGGAUGAUGACGAUGACGAGGAGGAGGAUGACGAGGAGGAGGAGGAGGAGGAGGAGGAGGAGGAAGAAGAGGAUGAUGACGACAGCAGUAGCGAGGAAGACGAGGAAGACAGUAGCAGCGAGGAAGAAGAGGAAGAAGAGGAGUAG